AUUAACCCUCAAAAACAACAGAAACUACUAUCAUUCUUCUAAACUCUACGGCGUACGGACCCACUUGAACGUGAUUUGAUAUUUUUCAGUUCGGUUUUAUAUAUACCCAAAACAAAACCAAAUCCUCUUUGUUUCAUCAUCAUCAAAACAAACCAAAAAUUCGAUUGCGAUUUCGAUUUCCAUGGCGACACCUAAUCAAGAGACGAUUGACACAUUCAUCAGCAUCACCGGCGUUUCUCAGCCAAUUGCACUGCAAAAGCUUCAGGAGCAUGGUGGUAGUCUUAAUGAAGCCGUUAAUGCAUAUUUCAGCGAAGGAGACAGAAAUUUGAUGGCCAGCUCUGCCACCGUUCCCCAAGGAGAUUUCAUGGAUAUAGAUGAUCAACAUGAUGAAAUUCUUAGACCUCCAUCUCUUUUAUCUUUUGCAAGAAAUCUUGAUCCAUUUUCUCUUAUUGAUCCUACAAUUGGGAGAAGUAUACUUGAUACUCAUCUUGGUGCAACAAACCAGGCGCCGUUUGUCACUCAUCCAAGAGAGGUAAGGCAAAUUCCGAUAGAGGAUAAGGAUGGUAGUCAAUCAACUCCUCAAGCUGGCCAUAUUCCAAUAGUUGAAGAUGUUACUGGAACUGUUCAUGCCCAAGGUCCAGAUAUACAUGGGAGUGUCAUAGUACUUGAUGACGAUGAUGAUGACAAUACUCUGCCUGCUCCGACUCAUUCUUCACCUGACAGUAGUGCGAGACCUAGUGCUCCCACAUUGGAGAAUUUACCAGAUAGCAGCAAUGACAUAGAAGAAGAAAUGAUUCGUGCAGCCAUUGAGGCAUCCAGACGAGAGGCUGAGGAAAAUUACAGCAAUCAUGAACUUGACAGACAAAUUGACGUGAGUGAAUCUGGGCCUAACCCAAGGCAAUCACUUUUAGAGGAUCCUGAGCUUGCUCAUGCAGUUUCAUUGUCCUUGAAGACAGCAGAGCAAGAAAAAGCACGGCGUGUACAAGAAGGUGACGUUGGAGCACCUACAGCAGGGCCAUCUAAGGCACAAGGAGUUGAAUUAGGGGAAGUGUCUUCAAAUGGAAGAUUGCAGGCAGGAGAAGAUGAGGAUGAAGAAGAUGAAGAUGUAGAGGAGAUGCCUUUGGUUAGGAACAGGUCUACUAGACAUGUGUCACUUAGCUCCACAGGGUCAGGCAAAGAUGCUGAAUUAAUCGAGUCUAGCACACCGGCAGGCACAACAGUUCCUGAAAGCAGCAGUCCUCCGCAUAAUGACAAUUCCUUCCCGUCUGAUGAAUGGGGUGGCAUGUCUUCAGUGGAACAUGAUGAAGCAGUAAUGCUUGAGGCUGCAAUGUUCGGUGGAAUCCCGGAAGGAAGUGGUUAUCGCCGUGCUUAUGCACCACAUGAGUUCAUGCAGAAUAGGGGUUUCCAUCCUCGGCCCGCACCUCUUGCAUAUCGCCCUCCUUCACCAUCAUUGGAGGCUCAGCGCUUGAUAAGGGAACAGCAGGAUGAUGAGUACCUUGCAUCGUUAGAAGCAGACAGAGAAAAAGAAUUGAAGGCCAUCGCGGAAGCCGAGGCUGCUCGCGAAGAGGAAAAACGGAGAGCAGAAGAAUCUCAAAGAAAGUUGCAGGAAGAGCAGGAAUUGGAAGCACAGUUAGCUGCCAAAGAAGUUUCUCUACCACCAGAACCAUCCUCGGAUGAUGACAAUGCUGUGAAUCUGAUGGUAAAAAUGCCAGAUGGCAGCCGUCGUGGGCGCCGAUUCCUAAGAUCUCAUAAGCUCCAGUCUCUUUUCGACUUCAUAGAUAUUGGUAGACAGGUCAAACCAAGCAGUUACAGACUGGUGAGACCAUAUCCUAGGCGUGCCUUUGGUGUUGAGGAAAGUGCUGUGACAUUGGACGAACUUGGCUUAACCAAUAAGCAAGAAGCUUUGUUUUUGGAGUUAGUCUGAUCCCUUAUGAAAAAAAGCUAGAAGAUAAACUAUUGAACUCUUUAGUUAGUUUAUUAAAAUAUGAACUAAUACACAAAAGAACGUUGCAUUUUAAUCUGGUUUUGUGCUAUAUGAUGUUAUUUAUGAAUUUAAAGAUCUACAAGGAGCGUGUGCUUUUACUUACUUAUCAUGGAAAUAUUCGUGGAUGCUUUGUUGUAGGUUAUACGGUAUUCAGCAGUAUCUGCAUAUGAUUAGAAUAAUUCAUGAUUAAUAAAAUUGUAACCAUCUCUUCUUCUUCCAACAA
Molecule: messenger RNA, 2207 nt
Organism: Medicago truncatula (barrel medic)
Lineage: Eukaryota; Viridiplantae; Streptophyta; Magnoliopsida; Fabales; Fabaceae
Product: plant UBX domain-containing protein 8
Exons: 11
Coding region: 182-1924 (580 amino acids)
Molecular function (GO): ubiquitin binding
Source: RefSeq, a predicted model, not a curated record